Molecule: messenger RNA, 1496 nt
Organism: Pimephales promelas (fathead minnow)
Lineage: Eukaryota; Metazoa; Chordata; Actinopteri; Cypriniformes; Leuciscidae
Source: RefSeq, a predicted model, not a curated record
AUCAGCCACUAUCCAUGUUGUUUGUUGAUGUUACAUCCAAACCACUAUGGAAUCUGGAUGAUUGCAUUUUACCCUUAGCCCUAACCCAAUUUUAUAUGACAGUCCUCUUUACAUUUUGUGUGUGUUUUUUAGGACACAAAAAGACCAAAGACCAGCUGGAUGUCGUUGUUUGCCAGUACAGGGACGUUAACUACCUGACGAGCACUAGGACCCGUUCGGAUUAGUAGUGAUUUGGAGAGGUCUACUACACGCGCCCCUGUCAAAAGUGUAGUGUUGGCCACACGCGCGCGCUGCAUAAGAUGCGGGUGUACAUUACAGCGAGGGUCUUCUGAAGCCUGAAAACGGAGUAGCCUACUCCGAAAAGCGCUCUCUUCGUCAUGGAGAUCACCGAUUCCACUUGUAUGGAGCACCUGGUGAAGGAGCUGAGUUUGCUUCUCAAGCUGCUGGAGAACGAGAGCGUGAGUUCAGCCACCGCAGAGAAGAUGAGCGUGGUCAGGAACUUGGUCAAACAGCUGCAACCAUCUGUAAAUGGAUCUGACUUCAUAUACAUGAACACGUCUCUCUAUGGAAAUGGUACCAGCUUUGUUGAAUCACUGUUUGAAGAAUUUGAUUGUGAUCUGCAGGAUCUCAGGGACUCGCCUGAAGAGAUAAAAGAUGUGGAGCAAGAGGAGGCGUCCAAACACGUGCCUACAAAAUCGAGCCCCACAGACACACCUCCUCCCCUUCCCACCACACCUCCACCGGAUGAUUACUAUGAAGAAGCCGUCCCGCUCGGACCGGGAACAGCGCCCCAGUAUAUAUCUACACGCAACAACUCCAGCCCUCCAAAUUCAAUAGAGGAUGCUUAUUAUGAAGACGCUGACAACAAUUACCCGACAACUCGUCUGAACGGGGCCAGCAAAAACUCCUACAAUGAUUCAGAUGCACUCAGCAGUUCUUAUGAGUCCUACGAUGAAGAGGAUGAGGAAGCUAAAAGCAGAGAGAGGACGCACCCGUGGCCCUCAGAGGAGAGUCCGUCGGGGCAAAUGAAAGACUGCCGCAAAUGCGCCUUCCUGCUGCGCAAGAAACGCUUCGGUCAGUGGGCUAAGCAGCUAACAAUCAUCCGAGAGAACAGACUUCAGUGCUUCAAGAAUCCCAAAGAUCGCUCUCCACACGUUGAUCUGCCCCUGAAUCUCUGCAAUGUCAUCUAUGUGCCUAAAGAUGGACGCCGCAAGAAGCACGAGCUUCGUUUCUCCAUGCCGGGAGGAGAGGCUCUAGUGCUGGCUGUGCAGAGCAAAGAACAGGCAGAGAGCUGGCUCAAGGUCAUUCAGGAUGCGGGUAACCUGACAAAAAACAUUAAUGGAAAAGAGAUAUCAUCUUCUCCGAUGAUACUGCGAAAAGUAGAGCUGGAAAAAAUGAUGUCACCAGAUAAACAUACUUCUGAUUCCGACAGCGCAGCCAAUGGCGACGUUACCCACGAAAUCUGUGAGAACGGUAUGGACAUGGACAAACGAUGA